AUGAUGAAGCAUAGUAUCAAGGGGUUGUACUGUUUCAUUGAUGAAAUUAGAAAUUGCAAAUGUUUGGAGGACGAAGAAAAAACAGUACUUGAAGAAAUUAUCAAGAUAAAGAAAAAAUUCAAUGAAAAAAAUAUAACAAACUAUAAGAGGAAGAAAUAUAUAUGGAAAUUAAUAUACUGUCAUAUACUUGGUUAUGGUAUCUCAUUAUCAUACUUGGAUAUCAUAAAAUUGAUAAGUAGUUCUAAUUUCAGUGAUAAGUACUGUGGGUAUACAGCUUUAUCUUUACUUGUGAAUGAAAAUAAUGAAAUGUUGCACAUGAUAAUAAGUAGUAUAAAAAUGGAUUUAAAAAGUAAUGAUGAGAAGGUAAAUUUUCUUGCUUUACAUUUUGUUAGUCAAAAAAUAAAUGAUUUGUUAAUAGAAAAUAUGUAUGAUGACAUAUUACAUAUUGUUACAUCUAAUUAUAUAUACAAACCAAAUAUUCGAAAAAAAGCAUUUCUCUGUUUAGCAAAUAUUUACAAAAAGAGACAUGAUUUGUUGUUAAAAAGUAAAACAGAUCUGGAAAUUUUCAAAUUUCUCGAUCAGAACAUGAACGAAAUAAACAUGUUUAACGUUUUUGCAUACCUCAAUUUGAUAUAUGUUAUUAUAUUGGUGUUUCAAAAAUAUGAAGCCAUGAAUUACUAUAGGAAGAAACAGGAGAGGAAAAAAAAAAACUCCUUGGAUGAAAAGUAUGAAAUAAGGCAAGAUGGACAUGGUAAUAAAGACGAUGAGGAGGACGACGACGAGGAUGAGGAUGAUAAUGAUGAGGAUGAAGAUGAAGACCCGGGUAAUCAUAUGGAGCAACAUGACAGACAGGGUGAGCAUCGGCAUGAUCGUGAUGAACAUUUCAUUAAGCGGGAAGACUUUAAAGUAGAUUCUAACAGUUUCAGCAACCAUAACGUGAAACGAAUUAUAUCUCUAAAUAUAAAAGAUCAUGUUAAGAAGAAAAGACACAAAUAUAAUAAUUCUUCACUUUCGCAUGAACAAAGGUUCCUGUACAAUGAUUUGAAAAAAGUAGACAAAAUUUUAGAAAUCGAUUCACAGUGCAAUUUCAACAUUGAAGAAAUUGAUUUUUGUGAAAUUAAAAAGUAUAUCAACAAAUACAUCCAUUUUAUAUUAAAUGUGUUGUAUUUAAUUCUGGAUGAAAAUUUAAAAAUCGAUGAAGGUUUUUUUUAUUGCCAAUUCAGAUACCCAUUUUUACUUAUAAAAUGUCUACAAAUGGUGCAAUUGUAUGAUAUUCAUAGUUUAUCACAAAAUACUGUAAAUAAUAUCAAUGAUAUAUUAUUCAAAAUUGUUAAAAAACCAUUUAAAAAAUUACAAGGGAAGAUAAAUAAUGAAACAGAUAAGAUAAAAAAUGCAAAUCAGCACACCACCCCUUCUCAUCAUCAUCUUCACCUGAAUGCACAGAAUAAAGGCAAUGCUAAUAUAAGGAAAAACAUUUUUAGAAAAAAAUUUUCAAGAAAUAGUUUCUAUAUGAGUGCAAAAAAAUCGAAGGAAGAAUUAAGAAAUGAAAAAAGUACUACCUAUAUUGAAUAUGGAAUUAUUUAUGAAUGUUGUAAUUUACACAAUUUCCUUGGUUAUCAUAUAGAGGAUAGAAAUAGAGACAUCAUUUUAUGUCUCAUUACAAGUUCAUUUGAUACAAAGAAAUCAAAUAUUAAUUAUGUCAUUCUGAAUAGUUUAGCAAAAUUAAAAAUGAAUUUAAAAAUUUACAACAUGUUAGAAAAUCAUAUUAUGCAUUUAAUUAAUCUUCUUAACAAUGAUGAUAUAACUAUAAAAUUGCAAACUUUUAAUAUUCUCUUCAACAUGUGUAAUCGAUCAAAUUGGAAACUUCUCAUCAAUGUUUUUUUGCAUCACUUACCAUAUAUUGAUCCGUAUAUUCAAAACGAAGUUAUUAUCAAAAUUUCCAUACUAGCUGAGAAUUUCUCUCCUGAUUUGUCUUGGUACAUUGAUGUAAUAUUCAAAAUGAUUGAAAUUACACACAGGUCUAUCUUCCCUGAAGUGUGGUUUAGAUUAGUCCAGAUAAUUACUGGUUUUGUGGAGGGUAAUAAAUUAGAAAAACGUGAUAAAGUGGAAAAAAGUGAUAAAACUCAAAGAGAAAAAGUCGAAAAGACAGAAAGAAUCAAUAGUCGUGGGGAAGGGAGAGAAAAAAUUGGAAAAUUUUCUAAAAAGGAAAAUAAUACCUCAGAUAACAAUAAAUCUAAAGAGGAAUAUAAAAUACAAACAUAUGCAGCUAUGAAAUGUUAUAAAUACUUGUCUGACCGUUAUACCAAAAUUGAACUUCUCAUCGAUUUAUGCUCUUACAUUAUUGGUUCAUUUGGAUACUUAAUUAAGGAUAAAAUCCCAAUGAACAAUCAGUUCAAAAUCUUAGAAAAAUAUUUUACUCUUGGUUCAUCCAAUACAAAAUGUGUAAUUCUCAUGGCUAUGAUGAAAAUGGUUUUUUAUGAAAAUAAACUCAUGAAUUCUGUCAAAAAAAUUCUGAACAAUUGUAUUAGUCAUGCAGAUUUAGAGCUACAAACAAGGGCAUGUGAAUUUCUCAAUUUAUGCAAUUUGAACAAUAUCGGCAUGCUUAACUAUUUGCUGAAGAGCAUGCCUCUGUACAACACCAAGAAGGCCCAUGAAAACUUUCUCAUCAAGAGACUCCUGGAGAAGAACAAACACGCAGUGAUCGAUUUCAAUGAAAGGGACAAGGAUCAAAGCGUAGAGAAGCACCAAGAAAGAAUCAAAAUAAACAAUAGACAUGACGAGAAUUACAAAGACUCAUAUCAUGAUAGAGAUAGUGAGUAUAGUAAGAAAAAGGAAAAUUCUGAAUCUUCCUCUGAUGAGAGUUCCAAUAACAGAGGGGGGAACAUGCGCAAAGAUUCAGUGGGAUCAUCAGAUAAUUCCAAAAAAUCGUCUAGUGUGUCAAGUCAUAAAUCGAAAAAUUCAAGUGAACGAGCAGAUGAUAAUGCAAAAUUGUUUAAAAGUCUUUGUCUUCAAAAGGCGAAUAAUAUAAAUGAUUUAUGGUUUAAUGCAUGUUUGUUAGAUGAGGCUUUGUUUUUUAAAAACAGCGUCUUGUCUAUUUUGAUUAAACAGAAAUAUCAAGAAAAUAAAAUCAUCUUGAAUUUUUAUGUCAAGAAUAUUUCCAACACCAUGGUAAAUCUUGUCAGCAUCCGGACAGAAGAUUGUGAACAGAUGAAUAUAAAAGAACCGAAAACAGUGAUGAACGAGAAAAUUGACUCGAACAGUGUGUAUGUUCAUAAACUUAUAAUUACAAUAACUGACAUUUUUUACAACAUUCCUAGUAUCUAUUUCAAUGUCCUCACAACCAAUUCAUUGAACGCAAGCCUCUCAUCCAAGUUACCAAUUUUGAUAACGAGAUUUAUUAAAGAAAACAAAAUGAACGAAUCUACUUUUAAAAUAUACUGGAAAGCCCUGACACAAGUACAUAAUGAGGAUAUUAUAAUGGGUGUACCCAAAUUUUCCAAAAAAUAUUUUUUUAAUUAUCUCGUUAACGCGUUUAAUUUUUACAUAUUGAAGAUUGGUUCACUUAUAUGUGCAUCCGGUUACAUACACUUUCCUCUCACGGAUAGUGAAAACAAAAUUUUAAUUCUUGUCAAAAUUAGGCAUGAAGUGAAAGGGUGCCAAAUUUCUGUUGUUUCAAGCAUCAGACACUUGAAUAAUUAUCUGAACAAAAUAUUUGAAAUUUACCUUAUAAAGAACAAAUAA
Plasmodium gonderi is the source of this 3741-nucleotide messenger RNA. Its product is annotated as AP-2 complex subunit alpha. The transcript is spliced from 6 exons. Gene Ontology annotation, cellular component: AP-2 adaptor complex; membrane coat. Gene Ontology annotation, biological process: intracellular protein transport; clathrin-dependent endocytosis. The record is from RefSeq and is a predicted model, not a curated record. NCBI's taxonomy places the organism in Eukaryota, Apicomplexa, Aconoidasida, Haemosporida, Plasmodiidae. Bases 1 to 3741 code for a protein of 1246 amino acids. Gene Ontology annotation, molecular function: clathrin-cargo adaptor activity.